ACCGCCAAUACAAAAAACAUAAAAAUCACAAUUACACUAGUAAUCAAAUACGUAUAUUCCUUAAACUAUAUUUACUGAUCCAACCUUACAUUUCUAAAAGUAAAACUAAGAGAGUACUAUUGAUUUGAGACUAUCUUCAUGUAUAUAAUUAAAUGGUCCAUCAUCUCAAUCAAUUAUCCUAUUCAUCCACUCCUACUACAACCAAUUAACGGCAGCCAACCAAUUUCCCCAAUUGAAAACGAUGGCCAAAAUAGUUUUCGAACUCCAAGAUGUCUUCUUUCUCUCAAAUAAACAUUGACAACCAUUAUUACCAGACUAGAGGUUUAAUCAUCAAAUGGCUCAACAUGGUUCAAGACUCGUGGUGCCAAUUGACGUCACCAAGAAACCACGACAACAGAAGCUCCCCCUUCACAACCGGUGGCACCCCGACAUACCACCGGUGGCUCAGGUCACUGUCGGGGAGGUUUUCCGGGUAGAAAUGGUGGACUUUUCCGGUGGUGGUAUCACCAAAGAAUACACAGCCGAAGACAUCAAAUACUCCGAUCAGUCUGUUAGACACAUAGUCACAAUUCAUCUAUGGCUCCUAGAACACCAAAACUAGUGGUACCUAUUGACCUAAAAAAGAAGCCAUGGGAGCAAAAGCUACCCUUACAUAAUCGUUGGCACCCUGAGAUACCACCGGUUGCCACCGUUAAGACCGGAGAAGUUUUCAGGGUGGAGAUGGUGGACUGGACCGGAGGUGCUAUAAAAGAUGACAAUUCCGCUAGUGAUGUUAAACACUUAGACCUUUCGACUGUGCAUUAUCUGAGUGGGCCGAUUAGGGUUGUUGAUGAGGAAGGAGAAGCGGCUAAACCAGGGGAUCUUCUUGCGGUUGAGAUAUGCAAUUUAGGUCCUCUUCCCGGCGAUGAAUGGGGGUUUACGGCGAUUUUUGACAGAGAAAACGGUGGCGGGUUUCUCACUGAUCAUUUCCCUUGUGCCACAAAAGCAAUUUGGUAUUUUGAAGGAAUAUAUGCUUACUCUCCUCAUAUACCUGGUGUACGUUUUCCGGGUAUAACACACCCUGGAAUAAUUGGAACUGCGCCUUCAAUGGAACUUCUUAAUAUAUGGAAUGAAAGGGAGAAAGAGCUUGAAGAAAACGGUCUAAAAUCAUUAAGGUUAUGUGAAGUUUUACAUUCAAGGCCAUUGGCGAAUCUCCCAUCAACAAAAGGCUGUCUUCUUGGCAAGAUUCCAGAAGGAACUCAAGAAUGGGAGAAGAUUGCCAAUGAAGCUGCAAGAACGAUUCCAGGAAGAGAAAAUGGAGGAAACUGUGACAUUAAGAAUCUUAGUAGAGGUUCAAAAAUUUACCUUCCAGUGUUUGUUGAAGGUGCUAACUUUAGUACAGGUGAUAUGCACUUCUCACAAGGCGAUGGUGAAGUUUCGUUUUGUGGGGCAAUUGAGAUGAGUGGAUUCCUUGAGCUCAAGUGUGAGAUAAUACGAGGGGGGAUGAAAGAAUACCUAACUCCAAUGGGACCUACUCCUCUUCAUGUAAACCCUAUUUUCGAGAUCGGACCAAUGGAGCCUAGAUUCUCAGAAUGGCUUGUAUUUGAAGGAAUAAGCGUUGAUGAAAGUGGAAGACAACAUUACCUUGAUGCGAGUGUUGCUUAUAAGCGUGCAGUUCUGAACGCGAUCGAUUAUGUCUCCAAAUUUGGGUACUCGAAAGAACAGGUUUAUCUUCUACUGUCGUGUUGUCCAUGCGAAGGAAGGAUUUCGGGAAUUGUGGAUGCUCCAAAUGCUGUUGCUACUCUAGCGAUUCCAACUGCUAUUUUUGAUCAGGAUAUUCGUCCAAAAACUAAGAAGGUUCCAGUAGGGCCACGGGUGGUGAGAAAUCCAGAUAUUCCGAGAUGCAGUUACGAUGGGGAUUUACCCAUAACAAAAAAUCCUGGUGCAACAGGGUGAAUGGGACAUGAUGUAUUUCGAUGUGUAGCAACUAGCAACUCUUUUAAAGUUGGGAAAAUGAACAAACUAUGGAAACUGUUACCAUUAAACUAAAUUAAUGCUAUCAAAAGGUAAAUAUGAAAAACUUUGGCCU
Lactuca virosa is the source of this 2068-nucleotide messenger RNA. NCBI's taxonomy places the organism in Eukaryota, Viridiplantae, Streptophyta, Magnoliopsida, Asterales, Asteraceae. The record is from the annotation of a GenBank genome assembly.